AUGACCUGGUCUUCCGCUACGCGGUCCAGUGCAUUGCGCGCGCUGGACCGGGUACGUCCCCCCCAAGAGGCGCUUCAUUGGAGGGGCGGGCUUGAAGAAGGCCAACGUGCUCCUUAUCAACGACUCUGGCACAGUUUUCAAGCAGGCGUCAACUGCCACUUGGAGUCGAAGACCAGGGUGUACAUCGCCAGCCUUCUCCGCCCCGUCAUUGAUAAGGUGGGGCCGGAGAAUGUGGUGGCGGUCUGCACCGAUGGCGGCAGCAACUAUGCAUCGGAAGCCAGGAAGAUUGGGAGCACAUGGCCGCACAUUGAGCAUGUGCCAUGUGCCACGCAUGUCAUGGACAUGAUGAUGGAAGAUGUGGGCAAGAUGGGAUGGGCGAAGGGGCUCGUGGAGAAGGGGGGGAUGAUGAUUAACUUUGUGCGCAACCACCACUUCACCCGUGCUUUCAUGAAGAAGGGUGGGGGAAAACAGGUGCUCAAGCCCGCGGGUACCAGAUUCGGGAAGCAGUACAUAGCUCUGUCCCGGCUAUGUGAGGUGAGGGGUGGGCUGGCGCAGAUGGAGGGGGGCACACCACGCUGUAGCGGGAGGGGGGCACGCCACGCUAUAGCGGGAGGGGGGCAUGCCCGCUUUUUGUUCAACUAG
Molecule: messenger RNA, 642 nt
Organism: Closterium sp. Naga37s-1
Lineage: Eukaryota; Viridiplantae; Streptophyta; Zygnematophyceae; Desmidiales; Closteriaceae
Source: the annotation of a GenBank genome assembly